AUGAGGAAGGGAGAACAAAGCUGCCAUUUGCUGAAAAUAGCAUGCUUGAUCACCACGCGUCGACUCAACAUAACUAAUACUCUUGAAAUGUUAGAAAAGAAGGAAAAUUUACUAAUGAAGAAGGCGAAUCUUGAAGUUGAGAAGGCAAAGGCGUUCACCAAAGCCAAGAACAAAAAAGCUGCAAUACAAUGUCUGAAGAGGAAGAGAUUAUAUGAGCAACAGGUGGAGCAGCUUGGGAAUUUCCAAUUGAGGAUUCAUGAUCAGAUGAUAAUGCUGGAAGGUGCAAAAGCUACAACAGAGACUGUGGAUGCAUUGAGAACCGGAGCAUCAGCAAUGAAAGCUAUGCACAAAUCAACAAAUAUUGAUGAUGUUGACAAAACCAUGGACGAAAUUAAUGACAACAUGGAGAACAUGCGGCAGAUCCAGGAUCUACUAUCUGCGCCUAUGGGAGCAGCAAGUGAUUUCGAUGAAGAUGAGCUGGAAGCUGAACUUGCGGAUUUGGAGGGUGAGGAGUUGGAGGCACAGCUACUAGCACCUACCACAAGUGCUCCUAUGACUGCUCCAGCGCGUGUACCUCAGCAGUCGAGUCGGCCCACUGCGCAGAGCAGUAAAACUGAAGACGAUGAGCUGGCAGCUUUACAAGCUGAGAUGGCUAUGUAA
Triticum turgidum subsp. durum (durum wheat) is the source of this 660-nucleotide messenger RNA. The record is from the annotation of a GenBank genome assembly. Lineage: Eukaryota; Viridiplantae; Streptophyta; Magnoliopsida; Poales; Poaceae.